Chara braunii is the source of this 3017-nucleotide messenger RNA. NCBI's taxonomy places the organism in Eukaryota, Viridiplantae, Streptophyta, Charophyceae, Charales, Characeae. The record is from the annotation of a GenBank genome assembly.
GUAGGCAGUGUGCCUUGUAGAGUGAGUAUACAUGGGUUUUAAAGGGGGUUGAAAGGGGUUUUGACUUCUAAGGGUGCACGAGUUAUGAUCAUCGACAAAUUGGAGAGAAUCAGCAGGAGACUUGCGGUUGGGAGGUGUCGAAGAUGGAAUCCGUUACAGCGCCUCUACUAGCAGUAGAGGAGGGAAUAAGUGCUGGUCUAAAAUUCGCCUCGACAUCAAUCUAUGACAGGAGAGGGAAAUUUUCAAGGUCUCGAGGCGAAAGCUGGCAAAAAUGGGAAAAGGGAGAACAUCAUCAUUGUCACCACUAUGAGGAGCAGCAACACCAGCAGCAGCCACAACAGGCAACGAGAGAAGAUGGCUCCCUGAGGCCAGAAGCAUGUGCAGGGCACUUGCACAAUGGAGAUAAGAAUGAACGGGAUAGGGAGAUUGGAAGAAAACUGCAGGAUUUGAUAAUCGAGGAGGAGAGAAUCCAAGAGAAGAAGCAAGGGAUUACAUUUGCAGAACAUCAAAGCAAUGGAGGGGUCUGGGGGACUAAGGCAGAAGUUCGAGUUGAUGGGAAUCUUCUCGAGAAGCUCCUCAAACUGUUGAGGAUUGCUCGAGCAGAAGGGGCUCUGAUCCUUAUUUUCCUGGCAGUGAUUGACGUUCUUGUUACUUCAUAUGUUGGUACAGUCACUGGAUCAUUCUACAAGGCCUUGGUGGAUCAAGACUUGGCGCAGGAGGGGCUAAAGUUGAGGCCUGUUGAGUACAUGUCCAAGAAAAUGCCGUCUCAGAAGUUGGCUAAGUCCACCUAUGAGAAAGAACUCUAUGCGGUGUUCAAGGCGCUGACCCAUUGGAGACACUAUCUCCUUGGGAGGUUCUUCAUCCUCAGAACUGAUCAUCAGACCCUGAAAUGGAUGAGAACCCAGCCGGUACUCUCUGACGCUCUCAAGUGUUGGAUCGAAGUCAUUGAGCAAUAUGACUUUGACCGUCAGUAUUUGAAAGGGGAGUAUAACAAGGUUGCUGACGCCCUGUCGCGCAGACCAGACUUCUCAGGUGCGCUGAUUACUGAGUUCAGUCUCAUGGACAAUGUUACUCAAUCCUUGAUGGAAGCCUAUCGCGAGGACCAGUUUAUGUUUGAGAUCAUACGCAGACUUGAGGCGAAGGACAAGAAGACGUCCGCCGAGUUUGAGUUGGUUAAUGGCUUGCUGUUCCUUGAGAAGGCAGGGAAUAAACGAUUGUGUGUUCCCAAUAGUAAGUCUUUGCGUAGUUUGUUUCUAGGUGAGUGUCAUGAUGCCACCAGUCAUUUCGGGUAUAAGAAGACCGCAGCCAACUUGCUGCAGCGAUUCUGGUGGCCCACGAUGAUGCGAGAUGCACAGCUGUAUGUGGAGACUUGUCAGGUUUGUCAACGAGACAAGCCCCGUACUCAGGCUCCUCUUGGGCUGCUCAAGCCCCUUCCGAUUCCGGAAAGGCCGGGUAAAAGCUUGUCCAUGGACUUCAUGGAUACGCUGGUCACCAGCAAGAGUGGGAUGAGGCAGAUCUUCGUCAUUGUGGAUAGGUUUAGCAAGUAUGCUAGGUUAAUAGCCAUGCCGGAAACAGCGAAGACCGAGUAUGUAAUCAGGCUUUUCAAAGAGAACAGGGUGAGGGAUUUUGGAUUGCCUAAGUCUAUUGUAAGUGACAGGGAUGUCAGAUUUACAAGUGAAUUAUGGAAGGCCGCUGCAGCUGAACAAGGAACUCAACUGCAAAUGACUUCUGGAAACCAUCCAGAAGCAAACGGCCAGGCUGAACAGAUGAACCGCGCUGUCCAACACCUGUUGAGGCAUUACAUUAAGCCCAACCAGGUGGAUUGGGACGAGAAGCUUGCUCUUGUCGCCAGUCUGUACAAUAACGUUGUACACAGCGCUACUGGGUGUUCAAGUGGAGGAGGGCCCGGGAGUGGCGGAUGCGAAAGUAGCGGGUUGGGGGGUCGCAGACUGGCGUGUGAAAUGUCUAGCAAGUGGGCAGUUGGUUUGCUGGUGGCCUAUUUGUCGGCACCGGAAGCAUCCACCUCUUGCCUGAAGGUGGGCUCUUUCCUCAGGUGUGAGUUCCUUGAGGCGGCCCGGGAGGGUGGUCGGGGGAGGGCGGCUGGAGCGUUCUCUCUUCUCCAUCCGCAUAAGGUGGAUGGUGGAGAGUUUGUCCGAGGAGAGCGUGGUGGUGUCGAGUGGGUCGGAGAGGAUGUCGGGGUCGGGGGUGGAGAACUCGUCCGAGGAGGUGCUGGAGGUGGUGUCCUUGGAGGCGAUGUUGUGGAAGAAGCGAGGACGGGGAGGGGCCGAUGGAAGUGCGGUCUUGUAGGGGGAGAAGAUGCGGUCGAUUUGGAGGGCCCGAGUGAGGAGGUCGGCGAGGGUCAUGGGUGGCUCAUGGUGGAAACGGAUGUUUUGAUGUCGUCCAUGGAUGACUGGAGAGAUGUCAUCAUGCGGAAAAGAGCCGCGAGGUCGAUGGCGGCAUUGGGUGCUGGUGUUUGCUCGCCUGUGAGGUUGCGGGCGAUGCUGUCGACGGAGUCGGUGCGGAUGCCGGACAUAUCAAUGCGGGAUGAUUGGGCCAUGGUGGGGGAGGAGGCGGUGGUAGCGGCAGCUGAGGAGUUAGCAGCAGAUGAGGUGGACGCGGCGGCAGCAGCGGCGGCUUCGGCGACUACGUGUUGGGAGUUCCUGGUUGAGCGUGGCAUGCCCGGGGGGGGGGGUCCAUUUUACAAGAGCAUCCAAAGAAGAUAAUUAAAAAAAAAAAAAAAAAAGGAUUAAUUCCGAUUCGAAUUAAUUAAUGUUAUUCGAGGUUAAUUCGAGAAUAUGCCUUGGGAAGAAAUUCAAGAAGAAUCCGAAGGAGAAAACUUGCAAAACGAAAAUUUCCAAAAAUUUUCGCUGAAAAUAUCGGAAAGGAGAAAAGGAAAUAAGAAAAAUAAAUUCUGAUUUGGGUUUAAUUUUAUUCGAAAUUAAUUUGGGGGUAUGAUUUUACAAAAAUGUGAAAAUUUUGAAAAAGGAUUUAAGUAAUGAUAAAAUAUUGCCGAAUUU